Paraphaeosphaeria sporulosa is the source of this 1000-nucleotide messenger RNA. RefSeq lists its product as uncharacterized. The record is from RefSeq and is a predicted model, not a curated record. The coding region runs from base 187 to 507 and encodes 106 amino acids. The transcript has a single exon. Lineage: Eukaryota; Fungi; Ascomycota; Dothideomycetes; Pleosporales; Didymosphaeriaceae.
GUCCACCAUUCACUCAGCCUCCGCUUCGGUCCGCCGUACAUCCCCUCUAUUAACGACCCAAACCCUUCCUCGCCCCCAAACCCUAUCGCCCAAGUCAAAUAGGUUACAUCGCCUUUUCCCGACCGCGCCGUCACAAUUCUAACAAAAUAGUCGUGUCUCGACACAGAUCUCUUCUUCAUCCGCAACAUGAGCUCGCCUCAAAUGAUCACCGCGGAUGCACAAUGUCCAGUGCAAGAGCUACAGUUGCGUCCAGUGGGCAAGUGGAUCACAACAAUUCGUGAAGGGGGUGGUCCAGACUUACUUGCACACGACACAGACGACGACAUCACUUUUUUGCGUAUAUUACCAGUGAAACAGGGACACGCCGAGGUGACCUUCGAGUUACCUCCCGAAAGGCCUAUGUCACGCCUGGGAAACGACGAGGAAUCGGCAAAGGACAAGCUGCACCGAUCCCUGCGACCUUGGGACGUGUACAAAGUGGCGCCUCGUCACCUUCGCAUAAGCUAGUGGUCAUUCGGCUCCCUCGACGACGAGGCUUUGUUGAAGGGGAAGAAGAUUGCGCGGUGGACGUUACCGGAUGAGCUGCCCUUGGAGCGGAGGCCCGGCGAUGAUGAGACGACGGGUAGCGCGCAAGCUUGUCGAUUUGGUUGAUCCACGCGACGUUAAUGGUCUCGGUUCGCGCAGCGCUGUUGAGGACGAACAAAGACCCGAUAUAGGGACCAUGCGGGCCGAAUGAUAGGUUUUGGACCGAGAACGGGCUUUAUGAUGGUUGUUGGCGAAGAAAAUGGGGAGGCUACUUUUGCAGUAGUUGAAUAGAUUGCAUUAUUGGUUAAUAGAUGCUGACAAGUAUUUUCUCACCAUUGGUCUUUCCCUUGAGUUUGUGAACUGUAUCUUAGAGCGAUGCAUAAGGAGCUGGAGGCUUCACUUGUGUUUAUUUAUAUAAUGUACUCUAGGCCAAUUCUUUCACAUACGACCAUAGGAUCCUGAGAACUAGGCUUCC